AUGACUCUUUGUUGCUUAUUAGAAACCUAUGAGUGCACAUAUGGUCAAAAUAUCAAUAUGGAUAAGUCAUCGGUGACCUUUAGCCACAAUGUACAAAGUGACGAUCAAGAUGAAGUUGUGAGGGGACUCAGCUUGGGUGUUGUUGUAACCCAUGAUAAAUAUUUGGGCCUACCUACUAUGGUGGGGCGUAACAAGCGACACACGUUUGAUGGGAUAUGUGAGAGGGUGUGGAAGAGAGUUCAAGGCUGGCGACGUAGUUAUUUCUCUGCAGGUGGGCCGGAGGUUCUUGUUAAAGCAGUUUUGCAAUCUAUCCUUACAUAUUUGAUGAGUAUUUUUCAACUUUUGGUUAACCUUUGUGAUAAGUUGAAAUCUAUUCUUAUUAAAUUUUGGUGGGGAUUGACUAAUGAUAAAAGGAAGAUUGCAUGGGUUCGAUGGGCUGAUGAUGAUCAGUCUCUUGCUGCUAAAAUUCUAAAAGAUAAAUAUUUUCGAUCUAUAUCUAUUUUGGAAACGAGAGAUAAGGCUGGUCCAUCACACUUGUGGGCAAGCUUUAUGCGGGGAUUUGAGUUGUUGAAGAAAGGAUUGCGUCGCUUUUAUAGGGGAUGGAUCUACCAUUCGUGCUUUGAGGACCCAUGGAUACCAAGGCCUCGUUCUUUUAUGAAUUUUGUUCAUCAACAAUAUACAAAUAUGUUGGUUAGUCAUUUUAUCUUGCUAGGACGAAUAUGGGAUGAUGGGAAGCUUAAUCAAUUAUUUGCUCCUAGUGAUGUUGAAAUUAUUAGAAUGCAGCUACAUGAUGAUGAGGGUUGUUCCAACUCUACUUUGAUUACUAAAUGGUGGAAUAGAAUGUGGAAUUUAGGGAUCCUUCCAAAGUUCAAGGUUGUGUUUGAGGAAGUGGCGGUGGUGCUUUGGUGGAUAUGGCAUGAUCGUAAUGCAUGUUUGUUUAACAAAGUCCAAUCUCAUAUUAGUUGUAUUGUUGAUCUUGCUCUCAAUGGGUUGAGAGGAUUCCAAGAAUGCAAUAAAAGGCUCAAUCAGAUUAUUUCAUGGAGAACACCUUCUCUAGGGUGUUUCAAACUUAACGCAGAUGCUUCUAUGGUUGAGGGGCGAGUUUUUAUUGGAGUUGGGGGGUUAUUCGGGAUGCAAAUGGAGUAG
Molecule: messenger RNA, 1146 nt
Organism: Humulus lupulus (European hop)
Lineage: Eukaryota; Viridiplantae; Streptophyta; Magnoliopsida; Rosales; Cannabaceae
Exons: 4
Coding region: 1-1146 (381 amino acids)
Source: RefSeq, a predicted model, not a curated record